Molecule: messenger RNA, 447 nt
Organism: Amphibalanus amphitrite
Lineage: Eukaryota; Metazoa; Arthropoda; Thecostraca; Balanomorpha; Balanidae
Product: protein EFR3 homolog cmp44E-like
Exons: 3
Biological process (GO): protein localization to plasma membrane
Cellular component (GO): plasma membrane
Source: RefSeq, a predicted model, not a curated record
ACACCUGUUGCAGAGCCACUCUCUGCCACCACCCACCACCUCCACCCCCACCGUCGGCGGCGGCGGUGGCGCGCGCACGGUCGAUGUCGCCUCGUCGCCGAUCAAUGCGGUGUGCCUCCGUCGGCGGCCGGGUGGCGGGUCGGCCAGUCGGCACGCUCGCGUCAACAUGUUCGGCUGGUGCGGUCUGCCGGAGCUCUCUGAAGCGCUGGGCACCGCCGCCGACAAGUGCACCAGUCCAUCCUGCUGCUGCGGCCUGUGCUCUGCUCUCCGACCGAGAUGGAAGCGACUGGUGGACAACAUCUACCCCGUCAACCCGCAGGAUGGGCUGGUCAAGUCGAACAUGAAGAAGCUGACCAACUACGUGCACUUGUCUCCGGAAAAGUUGGACAGGAUCGGAGAGUACCUCGAGUCGAGGGUCAGCCGGGACAUCUACCGACGGCGCACCGG